UAUGCUAAGGUCUUUUUUGCGGCUAACAAAGUUUGAGAUAAUUUCCAAACAGGCAAGAAGUGCUUGUCUACAACGUAAAGCAGCCAUGACCAUGGACAAAGUGUAUUUUCGCCAUGAUCCCAGCACCGAAGAUUUGCACAUUAGCUUCCGAUAUGCCAAUCCGGAGCUAAAUAUUGACAAAGAGUUUAAUUUUUGUCGUAAAAUUGAUGAAAAAUUGGAAGUCACACUGAAUAGGAUUCGUGGUAAUAUUGAAAAAGAGUUCAACAAAAAAUUAAGAAAAGGUAAAAAGAAAUCGCCGGCUCAAGUGCAAGAAUCUCUGCCAGAAACGAUUACAAACGGAGAGAUAGCCCUUGAAUUCCGCCGUUGCGAUGAAAAACUGGAGGAUAUCACAUUUGCUGAAAUGUUAAAGGAACAACCCAAUAACAUAACCUUAAAAGUAUUGGAACAGAUAUUCAAUGUUGUGGUAAAUCAGCCAUGGGUGGUUAAUGUGGUGUUGCCCACCUCAAUCAUGGCCGGCUUUACCGUGUAUCCAAGUAAAUUGGAAAUGAAAUAUUCCGAUAAAGCCUUUUGUCGUGCGGAAUGGUUUAAGGCCAAAGUGCCGCCAUCGGGAAAUAUUCAACAUGCAACAUGGUUAAAAUGCGGGGAAGGUUUUUCCUAUGAAACCUCUAACGAUGAUGUGGGCCAUCAUUUGAAAUUUGUCUUGACACCUGGAAAUGCUCAAGGACAAUUCGGUCCGUCCGUUGAACAAAUUAGCAAAAAUGAAAUACAGGCUGGUCCUGGAACUUGUCCAUUUGAUACAAGACAUUUCUUUACACAAUCCCGUUUAAAGGAUAAUGCUUUUCGCGUAGUAUCUUACAAUAUUUUAGCUGAUCUAUAUGCGGACAGUGAUUAUUCCCGUACUCAGCUGUUUCCAUACUGCCCACCCUAUGCUCUACGUGUGGAUUAUCGCAAACAAUUGUAUAUUAAAGAACUGUUGGGAUAUAAUGCUGACAUUAUAUGUCUCCAAGAAGUGGACAUAAAAAUAUUUGAAUAUGAUUUAAAACCGGUGUUGGAAAAUGAAAAACAUGCCUUUAGAGGAGUUAUUGCACAAAAGGGUACUUGUGGGGAAGGUAUUGCUACAUUUUAUCGGUCUGACCGUUUUGAAUUAGUUGAUAGCUAUAGCAUAAAUAUUGGAGAGCAAAUACAGAAGCUUGAUGUUUUCCGAGAGUUAUGGGAAAAAAUCAAAUCCAAUGAAAAGCUUGUGGAGCGCAUUUGUGAUCGUAGCACAACGCUGCAAUUGAAUUUAUUGAAAAUGACAAACGAUUGUUACGUUUUGGUGGCAAAUACCCAUCUCUAUUUUCAUCCCGAUGCCGAUCAUAUACGUCUUUUACAAUUCGGCUUUAGUAUGUUGUACAUUGAAGAUAUAUAUAAGAAAACACUAGAGAAAUAUUCCCUACAAAACGAAAAGCAGCUGGCGAUUGUAUUUUGUGGAGAUUUUAAUAGCGUUCCUGAAUGCGGCAUUUAUCGUUUAAUGACUGAAGGGUUCGUGGACAAGGAUUUCAUUGAUUGGAGCAGUAAUGCUGAGGAAGCUGUAAAAGAUGUAUCCCUCAACCAACCGUUUGCUAUUAAAUCGGCCUGUGGUACUCCAGACUAUACCAAUUAUACACAUUUAUUUAGUGCAUGUCUAGAUUAUAUUUUCUAUCAAUGUGAUCGCCUCGAAGUGGAACAGUAUGUACCCCUACCAACGGAAGAAGAGUUGAAGGCUAAUAUAGCCAUACCAUCUGUUGUGUUUCCUUCUGAUCAUGUAGCUUUAAUAGCUGAUUUGAAGUUCAAAUCGAAUUAG
Musca vetustissima is the source of this 1822-nucleotide messenger RNA. RefSeq names its product 2',5'-phosphodiesterase 12. The transcript is spliced from 4 exons. Gene Ontology annotation, biological process: nuclear-transcribed mRNA catabolic process, deadenylation-dependent decay. The coding region runs from base 2 to 1822 and encodes 606 amino acids. The record is from RefSeq and is a predicted model, not a curated record. Gene Ontology annotation, cellular component: mitochondrion. NCBI's taxonomy places the organism in Eukaryota, Metazoa, Arthropoda, Insecta, Diptera, Muscidae. Gene Ontology annotation, molecular function: 3'-5'-RNA exonuclease activity.